This is a messenger RNA of Geodia barretti, 491 nucleotides long. NCBI's taxonomy places the organism in Eukaryota, Metazoa, Porifera, Demospongiae, Tetractinellida, Geodiidae. The record is from the annotation of a GenBank genome assembly.
ACAUCACACACCCAAAAUCACCAAGAUCCGUUUUUUAACCGGCCAGAGGAGACGGUUUUAAUAACCAGUAGCCAGCCAGAGCUGACGGCAGACGUGGCUUGGGUUAGGGAUCUGAUGAUACGUUGGUUGCUGGCUGUUGGAAACGCGAAAGUAGAGAGUGCAAAUUCUCAGCUAUGUGCUGGUUACGAGGUUCAAGAUCACUAAUUACGAGAUCCAAGAUGAUAGAAGAUUCAUUCAGCAUAGCAUGGAUUUAGCUACAACAGCAUUAUUCUGCUCUUCGCUUUGACUCUCGGUAGACAGUUGGUAGCCAAUCUCGACACCAUCUAUAGGGAACUUAGUCCGAACAAAUUUGCUGGAAAUUCUCAGCACCUUUGAAUAUAUGAAAAUUUAGCAAGAAUUCAGGGAAUUUAAUUAUUGUUUCCUCUAACCGUUUUUCAUAAAAUGCUUAGUUCAAAUUCACCCUUCAAAAUUGAAAGCAUCUUUCCAGGUUU